Molecule: messenger RNA, 1185 nt
Organism: Quercus robur (English oak)
Lineage: Eukaryota; Viridiplantae; Streptophyta; Magnoliopsida; Fagales; Fagaceae
Exons: 1
Coding region: 1-1185 (394 amino acids)
Molecular function (GO): nucleic acid binding; RNA-DNA hybrid ribonuclease activity
Source: RefSeq, a predicted model, not a curated record
AUGUCCUUGAUGCCUUUGUUUCUACCCCAUGAAGCCGAUGUCAUAAAAGGAAUCCCACUUAACUCUCGCCUACCUGCAAAUAAGUUGAUAUGGGCAGAGACACCCAAUGUAAAGUUUAUUGUAAGGAGUGCUUAUGGUGUUGCAGUGCGGCUGUCCAAGUCUGACAACAAAGGAAUAAGUUCAGAUAGGAGUCAAUUACGCCUGUUUUGGAAGAGAAUAUGGAACCUACCGUUGCCACACAAAGUCCGUCAUUUUGCAUGGCGGGCAUGCAGAGACAUUCUUCCUACCAAGGUCAAUCUCAUGCGUCGAAAUGUGGUAAAAGAUCCGUUUUGUGAUGAGUGUAAGAUGGAGGUUAAGUCGACUGGCCAUUUGUUUUGGUCGUGCCCAAGAGCCCGUGAGGUUUGGUCUUGUUCCAAAGUAGUGGUGAAGCCGUGCCAUGCAAGAGUGCAUUCAUUCCAAGACUUGUUGUGGGACAUGGUAGUUGGGGAAAGUUUUGAUGUGGACGUGUCUGCAAAGGUAGUUUGCAUGGCAUGGGCUAUUUGGCACAACAAGAAUGAAACCUGUAACGGAGGGAAGAGAAGAAAUGGCAAGGAGAUAGUGAGUUGGGUUUCCCAAUACUUGGAGGAAUAUAAGGCAGCCAACGAGUGCCUGGGUCCAACAACAGUGUCGCAUGUGGGUAGCGACACGUGGAACCCACCACCAGUACACGGUUUCAAAGUGAACGUUGACGGGGCAGUUUUCAAGGGUCAAAAAUCAGCGGGUGUUGGUGUGAUUAUCCGGGAUGAUAAAGGCCGGCUUGAGGCUGCUCUGAGUAAGAAGAUAAAUGCUCCUCUAGGUGCGAUUGAGGCAGAGGCUAUGGCUUAUGAAACAGGGCUCAUGUUUGCAAAGGACAUAGGCAUUCAAAACUUUAUUAUUGAAGGUGACUCACUCGUUAUCCACCAGGCCUUAUGCGGAGUUUCAACUCCACCUUCAUCUAUAGCUGCAACGGUACAAGGGAUGCAAGAAAUUUGUAGGGAAUUUCUUGGGGUUGAGUUUUCUCAUGUUAGGCAACAGGGUAAUAGACCGGCCCACCAACUAGCGAAACAUGCUUCUGAUGUUGCUGAUUUCACUGCUUGGAUUGAACAGAAUCCUUGCUUCUUAGAGCAGGCUCUUAUCCAUGAUGUACUAAGUUCAUUUUCCUCUUAA